AAUAAAAAUGAUUUUCAAUUUAAUUUUGAUUGAUCAUUUUUGUUUGAUCAAUUAAUUGGUGUUAAUUGUCAGUGAUUGUUAAUUGAUUUAAUUUGGAUUGUUGAUUAUGCUGUUACAAUGGUUUUGUUGAAUAUAUUGAAGAAAUUAAAACAAAAGGAACGUGAAGUUCGUCUAUUGGUAUUAGGCUUGGAUAAUGCUGGAAAAACAACAAUUGUCAAAAAAUUCAACAAUGAUGAUAUUCAAAGUAUAUCUCCAACUUUGGGAUUCAAUAUUUAUGCUUUGGACCACAAAGGAUUUAAAUUGAAUGUUUGGGAUAUUGGUGGACAAAGUUCUUUACGAGCUUAUUGGCGAAAUUACUUCGAGUCAACUGAUGGAUUAAUUUGGGUUGUUGAUAGUGCUGAUUCUUUGCGUUUAUCGGAUUGUAAGAAGUCACUUCAUGCGUUACUACAAGAGGAAAGGCUACUUGGUUCAACGCUUUUGAUUUUCGCAAACAAACAAGACAUUCCUGGCUCAUUAUCUUCACAACAAAUUGAGCAAAUUCUAGAAUUAGGAUCUCUCAAGAAUCGUCAUUACAAAAUAAUCGGAUGUUCAGGCUAUUCGGGUGAGAAUUUAUUGCAAGGCAUUGAUUGGUUAAUUGACGAUGUUUCAGCCCGAAUAUUCACUUUUUAAUUAUCUCCAUCAUACCAACUAAUCUUCUGAUUAUUCCUUGUUUGUUUAAUCUCACUCAUGAAUCUGAAAAAAUUGAAAAGAAACGCAUCAUUAAUAACGAA
Panonychus citri (citrus red mite) is the source of this 770-nucleotide messenger RNA. RefSeq names its product ADP-ribosylation factor-like protein 2 (gene Arl2). Gene Ontology annotation, biological process: protein folding. The transcript is spliced from 3 exons. Gene Ontology annotation, cellular component: cytoplasm; microtubule cytoskeleton. The coding region runs from base 118 to 669 and encodes 183 amino acids. Gene Ontology annotation, molecular function: GTPase activity; GTP binding. Lineage: Eukaryota; Metazoa; Arthropoda; Arachnida; Trombidiformes; Tetranychidae. The record is from RefSeq and is a predicted model, not a curated record.